GUUGCACACCGAUCGGGUAUGUCAUAUUUCGUUUACGCUUCGAAAAGUAAACAUCGUGUAGCGUACAUGGCGUCAAAUGAUCAACUUAUCCACCUCGCUGCUGGAGGCCUGGGAGGAACAGCAGGAGCAGUGCUGACAUGUCCGUUGGAAGUGGUUAAAACAAGACUUCAGUCUUCCAUCAGUACAUUCCAUUACCCAACAGCAACAUCAACUGCUAGGCCAACAUGUCUUGUGCCCAAAUAUUCGACAUUCCAUCCCGCUGCUAGUGGUACUUUUGUGACAGUUCGAAAUGUUGGGACUAUUGCUAAUGUUUCGGAGGCUGCAUUGGUGCAUGCAAGGAGUCGUUCCCUUGGAUUAUAUUUCUGUCUCAGACAAAUUGUCGUCCAUGAAGGUAUGAAAGGUUUAUUCAAAGGCCUGGGACCAAACUUAGUAGGCGUCAUUCCAUCAAGAGCUAUAUAUUUCUAUUCCUAUGCCAACAUGAAAAAGUUCCUGAACACACGGAUGAACCCUGAUACGUCUCUAGUCCACAUCUAUUCUGCUGUCACUGCAGGUUUCUGUGCGUGUACAACUACCAAUCCAAUAUGGUUUAUCAAGACCAAACUCCAACUUGAUCAGAAGAGAAAGAACUCCUUAACAUGUACAGAAUGCAUCAAGAACACCUACAGAACAUAUGGGAUAGCUGGUUUCUACAAGGGCAUCACUGCUUCCUAUGUGGGCAUAACAGAAACUGUCAUCCAUUUUGUGAUCUACGAAGCUCUGAAGGAGCGAUUAAAAAGCCAGGACAACCUCAGCUAUAACAGAAACGGUGGCGAGGAACCAUUUAUCAACAGCUUCUUUCGUUGUAUGGUCGCUGGAGCCAUGUCAAAAACUGUUGCUACUUGCAUAGCAUAUCCUCACGAGGUGGCGAGAACCCGGCUGCGUGAGGAUGGCAACAAGUACCAGACAUUUAUACAGACAUUAAAACAGGUGUGUAAGGAAGGUGGGGUGAAGGGUAUGUACGGAGGACUCUGUACCCAGCUGGUGCGCCAGAUUCCGAACACUGCCAUUAUGAUGGCUACCUAUGAAGGCGUCUUGUACUACUUCAACCGCAUAAACACGGGGGAGGACACGUGAACCGGAUCUAGUCUGUAUACCAAGGUGCUAUUCCCUGGUCAGUGUUGACCAGUCACACAAGUCUGUAUACCAAGGUGCUAUUCCCUGGUCAGUGUUGACCAGUCACACAAGGCUUAUCACGAUGUGAUGCAAGGAAUUCAGAUUCCCAAGAUCUUUUCAGAACAAUUGACCGCCAUUGAUUCUCAGAUGACUUGAACGGUACUGAUUGGAUGCAAGUCCUGAUAUAAGAGCAGACAGGAACCAAUCAGUCUGGGCAUACGCUGUGCUUUCUUUUGUUAAUGAAGACAAGCAUGAAAUUCUAGUCCAAAACGAACUGUUCAUGUGAUGGUGAUGAGAUGUGACAUUUGUGUGUAAAUCACACUGUUAGCAAAACACUGCUAAGAUCUGGUCUCAGUUAUCAAUUACUGCUAUGCAAUCUCGUUCACUCAAUUUCAUUCUAGUGCAUAAGCUAGUUGAUAAUCUCGGGGGGGGGGGGGGGGGGGGGGGGUUCUGCAAGCAAAUUGUUCAUAUUCCUCCUAAAGUUACAACAUCAAAAGCACUCUAUCAGUCUCGACUCUCAUUGCAUUUAUAAAGAAAAAUGCAUUUUUAUGAUAUAUUUUUUUUAAAAGGUGACGAAAAUUUUGAAUUAGUGUGAAAAUAAUUUUUAAAAAAUUCUAUAAUAUCCAGUAUUUGCAGAGUUGUAUGUGUGUAUAUAGAUUAAAUCAUUUUGUGAUAAAUUUGAGAAAUAAAAUCGUCAAGGUACUGGCAAUUCAACUUUUGAAAAACUAUAGGUGUUAUUAUUAAAUGUGAAUAUGGUAGGUGAUAAAUGAUGAGGCAUUAUAAUUCCACUACAUGUGUUCUUCUAUGUACUGAUCGUCCAAGGGAGACAAUUCAGGGACUGUUGUGAUGUAGAGUCCUGUUUGGCAUUUGCUGAGAAUAACACUCGGGGAAGAUAAACAAUAUGACUGUAAUUGCCACCACAAUGUUAUGAUGUUGAUUCAUUUUUGUUGUCAUAUACUUGUUGUACCAUAGUCUAAGUCAUCAGAAGUGUGUAAAAUCUUACUGCUAGCACUGGAACAACAAGCAAUUUGUGGGUAUUAUGCUGUACAUUUUAUUGAGAUCUCGUAGACUGGAACACCAAGUUAUUUGUGGGUAUUAUGCUGUACAUUUUAUUGAGAUCUCGUAGACGGUACAACAAGUUAUUUGUGGGUAUUAUGCUGUACAUUUUAUUGAGAUCUCGUAGACUGAAACAACACAUCUUUUGUUGUACAUACAUUCUGACUUUUUCUAUUUUCAGUUUCCUUUCAAAUUUUCAAUUUAAAUAGAUGUACAGUCUGUAAACUUUAAAACAAAUUUAAACAUGUUAAAUUGAUAGUGCUUGUCUUGACCUUGAGAUUUAUUAAUAACACAUUAUACUUUUUUCUCGGCUCCAUUAUUCAUACAAAAUUGAUACAAGCAACAUCUUAAAUGAACAUUUAAAUGGAUAUUCUCUAAAAUUUGCAAACACCAGAUGUUAACUUUAAUGUUCCUGACUUGUACCGAUCAGAGUUUUUAGUUUAUAUACACAAAUUUCGAAAUAAUUUUUAAUAACUAUUUCAGAUUUCAAAUUAGGAACAAAAUGUGUGUCAUGCUCAAAUAUGGCAUAAAAACCUGAACAGCCUGUUAAUUUCAAGAACAUGGAAGCUGUUUUAUGUAGGAAAUUGUACAUAAGAGACCACCACCACCAUCUCUAUGGCAGUAUUCUGUUUGUUUUAGUCUUCGUUUACUUUAUGUAGUAUUUCGUUUUACAGUGUUUGUUUCGUGAUGAAACGUUCUUGUUUUCACAUGGUAUUUUCUCCUUCUUUUAGGACAUUUGCAAAACCGAUUCUUUAUGUAAUUUGCAAAACUUAACUGAAGUGUUUGUGAUAUAUGUUGAUACCUACAUUUGUGUAUAUAUAUUGAAUUUACUGUUUGAAUAUUGAAGUCAUGCAAAUAAAAGAAAACAAAAACA
Messenger RNA from Mizuhopecten yessoensis (Yesso scallop), 3082 nucleotides. Its product is annotated as solute carrier family 25 member 36-like. The record is from RefSeq and is a predicted model, not a curated record. NCBI's taxonomy places the organism in Eukaryota, Metazoa, Mollusca, Bivalvia, Pectinida, Pectinidae. Gene Ontology annotation, biological process: mitochondrial transport; pyrimidine nucleotide import into mitochondrion. Bases 19 to 1113 code for a protein of 364 amino acids. Gene Ontology annotation, cellular component: mitochondrial membrane; mitochondrion. The transcript has 7 exons. Gene Ontology annotation, molecular function: pyrimidine nucleotide transmembrane transporter activity.